AGUAGGAUUUUAUACCGAACGCAGCAGUCUAGCAGCAGCAGCAGCACCACAUUCAAUCGCAGUAACCGCCGUCGAGUUUUGUAUAGAGCCAACCGCCAGAGCGCCAACAGAUAGGAGCCAGUUUUGUGUCCGUCAAUCGAAAUUCGAAGAUCUUUCUCCACCGGGGUGUGUUUUAAUUGACCAUCGUUCAGAAAAAUAGUUAUUAGAGAAGGCUAUUUUUCUUUAAUUUCGCCAACCACGGUUCGAAAGUUGGCUGUAUUUUUCGAGCGCCCGAUUUUACUCACACGGUACAGCACUGUCUAAUCGUUCAGUUGUGUUUGUCAUUUGUCGUGGCCUCCCGUCUCAGUAGUCAUUGCAUUUCAGUGUGCCGUUCGACGCCUACUCUGCUCAACUGGAUUUGCUUUUGUUCCGAAAGGAGUCUGACCGUUCGAGGAUCGAAGAGUCGAAUAUUCCUACUGGAUUAUAACGAGGAAUUAUAUCGCAUUUGGAUACAGUUUUAGUGGAAGAAGUGCUUUUUUAGUGAUUGACAAGGAUUUGUGACCUGGAAAACCGCCAAGUGAUUUCCGGAAAAUAAUAGCUCGAAUAAAGAGAAAUAAGUGAACCGAAAAGUGCGAAUAUUUUUAUAGGAUUGUGUGCGUGAAUUUUGCUGCCAGAUUUUUACACUUAUUCCAACCAGAAACCCCACAGAAACAGAAUCUCUUAAAAAUGGCCACAGAAGUCGACAACAAGCCCCUAACCGCCGCCACCGAGGAGGAGAAGAAACCCGAACAGCCAGUAGCGGCGGAGAAGAAGGAAGAUAGCUCCGCUGCUGCGGCCGCGGUAACGGCCACCGAGGGCGACAAGAAGCCCGCCACUGGCGAGGGUGCUGGCGAGAAUCAUGCCGCCGCCGAUACGGGGGCGGGUGGUGAUGGUGCGGCCACAUCGGCCGAACAGGCCGCCGCCCCGGCCGCCAAGAAGGAAAAGGAAGUGAAACCACUGGUGCACAAGGCCAACUUCGAGAAGGAUGUGGUCUACUUGUACCAGUUCACCCGGACCCCGCUGCUCCCGUCGAUGUCCCCGUACUGUCUCAAGGUGGAAACCUGGUUGAGACUGGCUGGGCUUAAGUAUGAGAAUGUCGACCACAAGCUGAAGCUGCGCUCCAAGAAGGGCCAACUGCCGUUCGUCGAAGUCAAUGGAGAGGAAAUCGCCGACUCGGCCAUCAUCAUCAAGGAACUGGCCCAGCGCUACGAGAAAGACCUGGACGCCGCUCUGACCCAGGAACAGCGCAACAUUGCUCACGCCAUGAUCUCCAUGCUGGAGAACCACCUCAUCUGGGUGUUGCUGUUCUGGCGCAGCAAGAACCCCGACCAGAUGAUCAAGGGCUACAAGGUCAACCUGCAGCACGCCCUGGGCAGCCGGUUGCCGAACGCUGUGCUCAACUUCUUGUUCAAAUUCCAAUUCGGUCGCAAGUAUUUGCAGGGAGCCAAAAAGGUAAAGGCCCAAGGUCUCGGCGUGCACAAGCCCGAAGAGAUCGAGGAAUUCGGCAAACAGGAUCUGAAGGUGCUGUCCGAGCUGUUGGCCGACAAGCCGUUCUUCUUCGGCGAUGAACCAACCACGCUGGACUGCGUCGCAUUCUCCGUCCUUGCCCAGGUGCACUACAUUUCCGACGAGGUCAAGUACGCCCUGAAGGAAUUCAUGCAGGAGAACUGCCCGAACCUGGUGGGACACGUUUCGCGAAUCAAGGAGCGCUGCUUCGCCGACUGGGACGACAUCUGCACGAAGCUGGACCUGAACGCACAUCUGCCCAAGCCAGAACCAGAGACCAAGGAGAACAAGGAAGGUGCCGACUCCGAGAAGACCGCCGAGCAGGACAAGAACGAAUCGGAGAAGGAACUCGAGAAGGACAACUCCAACGAGAAGACGGAGAAGAAGGAGGAAAAGCCGGAAAAGGCCGCGGUGGAAGAGAACAAAGAAAAGGAGGAAGCCGCCGCCAAAUAAGUUGACUCCGCGGGUUGAAACGGAGAAGCAGCUUGCGCUUACACAAGUAUAUUAUUAUGAAUACUGCAGAUUUUUCUUCUAGUUUUUUGACUAUUGGCUAAUUCUGUUCCGUGUUUCUUUUUAUAAUUUGGACUCGUAUCUUCGUAUUUUUUUACGCACGCACACAGAAACACACAUACACAAACACACACACUCACUAGUUAACAAUUCGAUCUGUUCCGUAAUUUUAUUCAUUUUCGUAGAAUAUUUGCUAGUAAGGGACAAACGGAAGACGAAGCGAGAAAGUUCAAUUCUAUAAGUAGGAAGCAUUUUUCGUGUGCGAUUGUUAGUAGGUUCUUUGCUACUAAAAAAAUAGAUCCGGUCGCGUGUCGCGUGUACGAGAAGAAGAAAACGAGCAAAUAAACAAAGCAAAUUUUUGACUAAUGUGUAUACACUUUUUAAAAUACUUAUGUUAGUGUUUUCUCGAGAAGCAAUGGUUAGAACGGUCAGGUAGCAUCAAACGCGAAGAUCCAAUGAUGAUUCUCGGUAAAGUGUGCAAUUUUGUACAACAAUGGCGUGGACAAGAUGUUUUGCUCUUUUCCGGGCAAUUUGUUUGAGAAGGAAACAUCCGAUGAUGAAGGGCAAACAGUCAGUGGAAAGAAACAGCAGAAGAUGAUCGUUUGUAGUUUUUGUUUAUUUUUUUUUUCAUUUUAGUAGAAAAUUUUCUAGCAGACGUAAGAAAUUAGUGGAAUGAGAGCAAACCGGAAGAAGAAGGUCACGAGACGACAAUGUGGAGUGUUCACUGCUUAAGCUAUUCUUACGUUUAGUUUCAGUUUUACUUUAUUCUCUAGUGUAAGGUAAUAUGUACGACGAUUAUUACUACAGAAAUACUCAAAAAUACAGCUAUUAAAAAAUCGUUGGCCGGCGUACUGAAUCGUGCCAAUGGUUUCGUUUAGAGAACGUCGGUUCAGGUUCGAAAAAAAUGAUACAUCCGUUUUUGACAUCAUGAUGAAGGAAAUUGAAGAAAACUCUUUGCUUGUAGUAAUACAACCUUAUGAAAGGAAAUGUAAUAAUAGUUUAUUUCUACUAUUAUAUAUUUUUAUAUAUUAUAUUUUCGUAUAUAUUUAUAGUAUUUUAUAUCAAUUUUAUGUAUAGUAGUCUCUCUUUCUCUUUAUGUUAGUUUAAGGUAAUGCAAAGAAAAAGAAGAAGAAUCAUUAAUGGUCGUUUUCCAAAUUUACGUUUUGUACAAAAUUUUGCGAAGUGAAGAAAUUUUCCCAUGUUCUUCCCAGGACGUUUUUAUUCUUCAGAUUGAAGCUAAAGAGUAAAAACCAGGCGGCGGGAAAAUUUCUUUCGAGGGAACGUUAUGUUUUUGGAUCAACACAAACUCACCCACCCCCGUGUAGGUACGUUUAGAACUAUUCCAGAAGAAAGCACGAAAACGGUUGCAAUUCACGAACAUCUCGAGCAGGCAUAGAAAUGAUAAAACAUCUCAAAAACAUUCUAAUCAACAUUAAUUGUGUUUCUAUUCAUAUUUUAAAUGAAAUAGUCUAGCGCGUAUAAUCACUCGAAUCGAUUAGUUUCUCUUCUGCUUAUCAGGUACAACGUUCUUCAUCAUAUUCCUUCUCUUUUCCGUUCAACAUGAAAACGUACAAUAGUUAUUCUAAAAACGCCACACUCUGUCGCACAGUUUGUACGUUCUAUCCCGAAAAGAGGGAAUAAUUUAAUCGAACCGUAAAAAAAACAUUUCCUAAGCAUAAGUGAGUGGACUCCGCGCAGUUUUCCAAUAUCGAAAAUAAAAAGAUUGAUUACAAUACAAUUUACAUACAUUUGCGCCACACGAAUACAGAAAAGAACAACAGAUGCAAAAACAGUUGGUUUAUCUAUAGGUUAAAACGCUGAUGAAUAAAGAAUAAAACAGUGAUAAUGAAAAAAAAACAAA
Armigeres subalbatus is the source of this 3895-nucleotide messenger RNA. It is a transcript of the gene fax, whose product is annotated as failed axon connections. NCBI's taxonomy places the organism in Eukaryota, Metazoa, Arthropoda, Insecta, Diptera, Culicidae. The coding region runs from base 706 to 1977 and encodes 423 amino acids. The record is from RefSeq and is a predicted model, not a curated record. Gene Ontology annotation, cellular component: cytoplasm. The transcript is spliced from 5 exons.